UGAAGGAAACUCAGCCAGUUUGCAAAGACUAUUGAACGCGAUAAAGUCGUUUCAUCAUUUGCGUCCAUUUGAGUCCACGUGAAUUUUAUCCAAUAUUACUACUAAUAUUUGGUUAGUUAGUAAAUAAUUCUUAAUUUUGAAAUUCGUUAUCAUAUCAUUUGUACAUAUAUUCUGAAUCAUAAAAUAAGUGUUUUCGUUGAUAGUAUAUCUGUGAUAGAUCGAAUUCCCUAGAUUAACAAUACGUAUAAAAAGUGUGUUCGUGAAAGCUACUAAAGAUAAGUGAAAUAGCAAAUAUGAAGAUUCUGAGAACUGCUAUGCUGUUCACCUUUGUUCUGGGAUGCUAUACCUUGAGUGUCACUGCUUCUGCGAUUCCCAUGUGGGAAUUCCUCUCCAGGGGUGAGAAAGCGAAUUACUUGUUAAGAGUAUUCAGCAUGCAAGUAGCCAAGUAUUGUGCGGAUUCAUCCAUGCCGGAUUGCAACAAAAAUUUAUUGGUUGCCGGGAUGCGGAACUUAGCUAACAUGGACAAUAACAUUCUCGAUCAAUUGGAUCCAUAUCAACGUGAUGCGAAAGGACUUAUUUGGCGGGCCAUGAUAAAAAACGCAUAUUUUCCAAGACUUGCUCCUAAGCCAGAUGAAUUCUAUUUUUCCAUCGGAACAGAUUCAUUAGCUGUCGGUGAUAGCGAUGUAAACGGCAUAGGAGAAGAAACAAUGGCGACACACGAUUAUAUACAACCAUCCUCUGAACACACUGGUCCAUAUCUAGUUGGACCAAUGGUGAUUCGAGUGUAUCCGGAUGGUCGACCGGUUCCGGAAGAUACAACGCGUCCUCUACCUCGAGAUGAAGAUAUGGAAGAAUUCAGGCGCUCCAGAGUACCUUCAGUCGAGGAAAUUAAAACUGAUAGUGAAUUCUAUGAGAAACAAUUGAAAGGAAACUCAUUCGCGGAAGCCAGUAGUCAUCGACGGUCUCAAGAGGAAUCUACUCGAUUCCGAAGUAGUCAUUCACCAUUUAAGAGACGAUUACUUCAAGAAGUAACUGCAAAGCGUAAGAUACGGCACCAUUGAACAGGAAGAGUUCGGACUGGCGAUAAAGAGUCGAGGAGUCCCGUCAUGUAGGCGGCUGUAAAAUUUGUUGAAUGUUGUUAAAAGUAAUGACAGAAUAAGAAAUUAUGUUUGUUCUUCUGAAAGUUAAUACUAUUGGAAGGUAUAGGAAGAGGUAAUGAAUAAAUUGCAGAUUUUUAUGCAUUUAUAGGAAAUUGCACAGAAUGCACACAAAAUAUGAAAAAAUAUAUAAAAUAUUCAAAGUAUAGUGCUCUCUAUAAUAUUAGAUUGUCCGAAAAGUGUC
Molecule: messenger RNA, 1341 nt
Organism: Bombus terrestris (buff-tailed bumblebee)
Lineage: Eukaryota; Metazoa; Arthropoda; Insecta; Hymenoptera; Apidae
Gene: Reg-5
Product: rhythmically expressed gene 5 protein
Exons: 4
Coding region: 294-1061 (255 amino acids)
Source: RefSeq, a predicted model, not a curated record